Oncorhynchus masou masou (cherry salmon) is the source of this 3211-nucleotide messenger RNA. RefSeq names its product protein FAM131B-like. The transcript is spliced from 8 exons. Bases 187 to 1509 code for a protein of 440 amino acids. The record is from RefSeq and is a predicted model, not a curated record. NCBI's taxonomy places the organism in Eukaryota, Metazoa, Chordata, Actinopteri, Salmoniformes, Salmonidae.
GAGACAAAGGCAGAGCAAGAGGAGAGAGCGAAAGGGAGCAAGAGAGUGAGAGAGAGGGAGAGACGUGCACACACACACACAUACGGAACGAGACGGGAGGAGAGAAGAGGAGUGGAGAGAAUGCCUGGCGAAAGGGUGGCGCUUCCUCGCUUGCUGCUUCCAGGGCCUCUGUGAGAGACAGACACCAUGGGCUGCAUCGGCUCCCGGACCAUCACAGCGGACGCUGUUCCUGUACGGAAAGAUGGGGAGCAGCUCUCUAUGGAGGACACUUCCUCCAUCCUGCCUCGUCUGAAGAGGAACUCCAACGCCUACGGGAUCGGUGCUCUGGCUAAGUCCUCACUGACAGGUGUGUCAGGCGUGUCCCGUUCCAUGAAGGAUAAAGUAACUAAGCCCACUGCCAUGGCCUCGGGCAAAGUGGCUCACAUGAUCGAAUGGCAGAGCUGGAACACACCAUCCACUGGGACUGAAGGGGCUGUGGUCACCAAAAUCCCAACCUCGCAACGUGAGAAGGAGAGGCGGAUAGAGAGCGAAAUGUACAGUGAACUCAGUGAAGGAGAAAAGGAGGCCCGCUUCACUGCAGGAUUAAUGGCACAAUUUGCCUUAUCGGAGGCUACUUUGCUGGGCUGGAGAUCUAUGGAGGAAGAUGGCCUUUGUGCUGGCUCCAAACAAGGCAGCGUGGCCCACCUCAGUGAGACCAACCAGGAGAGCAUCACCAGCAGAGACCAGGCGAUGCAUCACUCCUCAGCCGACGUAUGGCCCAACACCUACGUAGCCCAGGGCCUCUACUGCCUUUCCUCCUCUGACGCCUGGGAGCCAAUUAGCAACGACCCCUCGGGCGUGGCCUCGCCGGCCGCCUACGUCAUGGCAGGUGGGGGAGGAGGGACGCCCGGUGAGGGCUACGGUGAUGUGGACAAUGUGGGGGGCUACAUCCAGCAGCAGCCCCAACAGCUCACCCUGCAGCAGCAGAGCCAGCUGCAGCUCCAGCAGUUGCAGCAGAUCCAGCUGUACCAGCACCAGCAGCUAAUGCUCUACCAACAGCAACAGGCAAUGGAACACAGACUACACAGUGCAAACCACUCCCUCCAAGCCACACCCAACAGCACCAUUCACAGUCUAGGCCUGCCCACUCAUCCUCGCCUGGCUGACCUGUGGGGCUCUGCGCAGGUGGAGAUUGUCGGACACAUGAGCGGGCCAAUGGCUGACAUGGUUGUUGGUGUGGUCGAGACCUUGGGGGAGGAGCCAGAGGAGGAGAGCGAAUGCAUUUCAGAGCAACAGGAAGAGGAGGAGACUAAGGACGAUGAGGUUACGUUAACCUUAGAACCAACUUUGACCCCGUCCCCGCUUAGAGAAGACGCCACCCCGAUUGGAGGCACCGGUCCACAACUAGCACGCCCAGAACCAAUGGCAGAACGCAUACCCUUUGUGGUCACACCCUGCAUUGUCCAAUCGUUGGAGGAGAAGGACGAAGAGGUGGCCAAGGGGUCUAUUGUUGCCGUGGCGACCAAUUGAGGGGGAUAGUCAGAAAGAGUGACAAACAGGAUAUACUUAUCCAUAAUCCACCAAUCAAGCUAUUCUCCUCCACAUCCAGCUAUUUACCCACUCUGGGACUGAGAAAAAACAGAACGACUUUUCCUGGAGGAGAAAGUAUUGGAUACGACAAUGAUAAAAGGGAAUUUUAAAGACAAAUCUGUCGUUUUGCAGAAACGUGAGGACUUGUUUUGCAGUAAUAUUGAACUAAUGAAUUAAAAUUGAAAGAAUGGAGUAUAGAGAAAGAAAAAGGACGCUGUGAAAAGAUCAGUGCAUUACAGAGAAUCACAAGACAACCAAAAGAAAGUGCAUGCUUUUGAAAGUAAUUUAACAUUAAUAGUAAAACGUAUACAAAGUAAUAAUAUAUACAAUACCGGUCCAAAGUUUUAGAACACCUACUCCUUCAAGGGUUUUUCUUUAUUUUUUAUAACUAUUUUCUACAUUGUAGAAUAAUAGUGAAGCCAUCAAAACACAUAUGGAAUCAUGUAGUAACCAAUAAAGUGUUAAACAAAUCAAAAUAUAUUUUAUAUUUGAGAUUCUUCAAAGUAGCCACCCUUUGCCUUGAUGACAGCUUUGCACACUCUUGGCAUUCUCUCAACGAGCUUCAUGAGGUAGUCACCUGGAAUGCAUUUCAAUUAACAGGUGUGCCUUCUUAAAAGUACAUUUGUGGAUUUUUUUUCCUUCUUAAUGUGUUUGAGCCAACCAGUUGUGUUGUGACAAGGUACAGAAGAUAGCCCUAUUUGGUAAAAGGCCAAGUCCAUAAUAUGGCAAGAAAACCUCAAAUAAGUAAAGAGAAAUGACAGUCCAUCAUUAAGGCAGGAAGGUCAGGCAAUACGGAACAUUUCAAGAACUUCGAAAGUUUAUUCAAGUGCCGUCGCAAAAACAUCAAGCGCUAUGAUGAAACUGGCUCUCAUGAGGACCGCCACAAGAAUGGAAGACCCAGAGUUGCCUCUGCUGCAGAGGAUAAGUUCAUUAUAUUUACCAGCCUCAGAAAUUGCAGCCCAAAUAAAUGUUUCACAGAGUUCAAGUAACAGACACAUCUCAACAUAAACUGUUCAGAGGAGACUGUGUGAAUCUGGCCUUUGUGGUCAAAUUGCUGCAAAGAAACCACUACUAAAGCACACCAAUAAGAAGAAGAGACUUGGGCCAAGAAACACAAGCAAAGGACAUUAGACCGGUUUUUCGAUUUUUGGUUCCAACCGGUGCGUAUUUGUGAGACUUGGUGUGGGUGAACAGAUGAUCUCUACAUGUGUAUUUCCCACCGUAAAGCAUGGAGGAGGAGGUGUUAUGGUGUGGGGGUGCUUUGCUUGUGACACUGUCUGUGAUUUAUUUAGAAUUCAAGGCACACUUAACCAGCAUGGUUACCACAGCAUUCUGCAGUGAUACGGCAUCCCAUCUAGUUUGGGCUUAGUGGGACUAUCAUUUGGUUUUCAACAGGACUAUGACCGAACACACCUCCAGGCUGUGUAAGGGCUAUUUGUCCAAGGAGAGUGAUGGAGUGCUGCAUCAGAUUACCUGGCCUCCACAAUCCCAACCUCAAGCAACUUGAGAUGGUUUGGGAUGAGUCGGACCGCAGAGUGAAGGAAAAGAAGCCAAUAAGUGCUCAUUAAAUGUGGGAACUCCUUCAAGGUUGUUGGAAAAGCAUUCCAGGUGAAGCUUGUUGAGAGAAUGCCAAGAGUGAGCA